AUGUACGGCAAGCGUCUGCGAACCAUCGGAGACGAUCAUGUUACUCGCGUUACAGAGGCGGAGUCCAUGGAGCAGGACAUACGUGUCCUGCUUGAUCAAAUCCAUGGUUUCUACAAGAAGGCGCUCAAUCGGCUGCCGGUAAAGGGGAUUCGCUCGUUGGCACCGCGCCUUCUCAAGGCCGGCCUUUGCAUCGGCUUCCUCGACCCAAUCUCCAACAUCAUCCUCAACACCAUCUCCUACUGUCCUUCGCCGUUGCCCAGCCUCGAGGAGGGUGUACUGGCGAGGAAGACGAUCUUGUCCAAGAUCAUUACCGACACUGACGACCCCAGAGUCUUUGAAUUACCGCUGGACGCGCACGCGGCCCACAGCAUGACGGUCGCGCGGCGGUCUCUGGAAGGUCUCGUGAGCUUCCUCAUCUACUACUACCGCUACCUCGCGGAGGCAGAAGCCCUGCGCUACCUGCGCCUGGCCGGGGCCGACCUCCUCGUUGCCGUGUGGCUUAUUGAUCAAGAUCGUAACAAGCCCUCAGUGUCCGUCUCUGACCUGCUUGACAGGAAGCCUCCGUUCGAUAUCUCCUCCCCUACCACCAAAAUAGCCCUGCGCUGUGCAGCCGCCUCCGCGAGGCACCCCGAACCAGCCAUUCUGGUGAGUACGUCACUGUUGCUGGCAUCGUCGCUGGGUAAUGUAUCUGAGUAUCUACAUCGGCAUCCCCGCCUCUCCAUUAGAAUGGUAAGGUGCCUCCGCCAGUGGCUCAGUCUUCAAGACUGUCGAGAUAUGCCCCCCAUGGACAUAUGGCGUCCCAUGUAUCUUGCCACUUUACGUCUUGCUGUUGGGAAGAGGAAGGAGAAGAAGGAGAAUACUACGUCUGGAUAUACAGAGUCUUUGAAGCUGUUGCUUCUCGACAAGAUCCACGAGCUUUACCUAGAUGCUCUUUCCAAGCUAUCUGGAGAUGGCUUGUGCAAGCGUCUCGCCUGCAGCCUCCUCAAGGCUGGCUAUUGCUAUGGCCCAAUGGAUCCUGUCUCAAACAUCAUCCUCAACACUGUCUGGUAUGGCUCUACAUUCUCUACACCAUGA
Molecule: messenger RNA, 1074 nt
Organism: Triticum turgidum subsp. durum (durum wheat)
Lineage: Eukaryota; Viridiplantae; Streptophyta; Magnoliopsida; Poales; Poaceae
Source: the annotation of a GenBank genome assembly